Messenger RNA from Betta splendens (Siamese fighting fish), 1351 nucleotides. RefSeq names its product recoverin 2 (gene rcvrn2). The transcript has 4 exons. The record is from RefSeq and is a predicted model, not a curated record. The coding region runs from base 291 to 872 and encodes 193 amino acids. NCBI's taxonomy places the organism in Eukaryota, Metazoa, Chordata, Actinopteri, Anabantiformes, Osphronemidae. Gene Ontology annotation, molecular function: calcium ion binding.
AGUCAAAAGCUCAGCCACCUUAAAUCCUGUAUUAACAGAAUUAACCCAAUCACCCACGGUAGGAGUGUGUUUCCCCCUGCACUUCUUAAGUCUCACUGUCUCAUCGUCAAGACACACACUGGAUCCUCUGGCCAUCGUCAGAAGACACAACGCAAAGGGUUUUGUUUAGACUCUAUAAUAAGUCAGGCCAGUGAGCAGGAAGUCAUAUUGGACAAAGAAGAAGUCCAGGGGUUGAGCCUCUGACGAACCCAAGAUACAAAGAAGCUACUAAGAAACUAGAAGCAGCCAACAUGGGAAAUGCCACCAGUAGCGCAUUAUCAAAGGAAAUCCUGGAGGACCUGAAGCUCAGCACCAAAUUCACCGAGAAUGAAAUUUGCCAGUGGUACGAGAACUUUCAGAAGCAGUGCCCGUCGGGACGCAUAUCACCCGAGGAGUUCGAGCAGAUCUACACCCGCUUCUUCCCGGACAGCGAUGCCAAGAGCUACGCGCGGCACGUGUUUCGCUCCUUCGACACCAACGACGACGGCACCUUGGACUUCAAGGAGUACAUCAUCGCGCUGCACAUGACCUCCACUGGGAAGACGACCAGGAAGCUGGAGUGGGCCUUCUCCCUGUUCGACGUGGACAAGAACGGAUACAUCAACAAGUCUGAGGUGACGGAGAUCUGCCAGGCCAUUUUUAAGCUGAUCCCCAAGGAGGAGCAGAACCGGCUACCGGAGGACGAGAACACACCCGAGAAGAGGGCCAACAAGCUGUGGGGGUACUUCAAUAAGAGAGACAACGAGCGGCUGGCGGAGGGAGAGUUCAUCACGGGAGUGAUCGAGAACGACAAUGCGAUGCGUCUGAUCCACUAUGAGCCGAUGAAAGACUGAGGCUGCCGUUCCACCCUCCACCUGCUCUUCUUCUUCUUAGGUUCUCACUGUCCUCUCAAACCUGUUCUGUUCCUACCGUUCAUUCAACUCAAUACCUCAGUGUAAAUAUAAUUUUCUGCAGUGUCCUCACUUUCUAGUAACUUUAUAUCACAUUGUUUUACUAAUGUUUCUCAAUGAAUUUCUAUAAACUAGGAGCUAAUAGCGGUAUUUUGGCAAAGUGUUUCAGAAUAUGUACAGACAGAAGCAGACACCGUCCAAAUUCUAAUUAUGGGAACUAUGAACUACUAAUUAAACAACAUUGCGAAUGUGUUGGAUGAACAUUGAUGUAUUGUUAACUCUUUAAAUGUUUGAAAUGAAUCUAGGUGAUCGACCAGUUUAGACUCAGGCUUUUGUACAUAAGGUGAAAUGUCCUGUUAGAGAUUCAAUCUUCAAAGUGUUGUGAUUUGGUCACUCUGUAGUAGAUUAAAGGUUUCCUCACA